Phytophthora sojae is the source of this 2661-nucleotide messenger RNA. RefSeq lists its product as hypothetical. The transcript is spliced from 4 exons. NCBI's taxonomy places the organism in Eukaryota, Oomycota, Peronosporomycetes, Peronosporales, Peronosporaceae. Bases 1 to 2661 code for a protein of 886 amino acids. The record is from RefSeq and is a predicted model, not a curated record. Gene Ontology annotation, molecular function: ATP binding; ATP hydrolysis activity.
AUGCGAAUCGAUGGCCAUGCUGUCGCCGGCGUCAACUUCACGUGCCGCUGCCGCGUCUCCCCGACGGCUCUGCGCUCGCGUCCUCGCGGAUCUGGUCAAUACGCGCUCUGCAACAUUGGCGAGGGUCUUUUCGCCGUUUGUCGCGUUGCGCUGAGCUCAGCAGCCGGCUCCUUUGCCACCCAAGAGCCCCUGGCGGACGCGUCCGUGACACUGCGACGGGAUUCACGGGCUUUUAAGGAGUUGCAGUCGUCUCUGCUUGUUCACAACAGCGAGGCAACUGAUAUCAAUACUGGAAACAGCUAUGGGCUGCAGUGGAUCUCUCGUGCAGCCGUACGCACCGCUGUGGCCGCGACGCUGGAGCUGAUCCCCUCGUCCAAGUCUCAGCUUGAGCACCAACGGCUGCGCGACCCAGACACCCGCGCUUUGCUACAGCAGACACUGCAGCGCAACUUUAUUGUAUGUGCCGGAGCAAGAGUAAGACUUCCGACGCUGAACGGACUCGUGGCGGAGAGCAGAGGCCUAGAAGAGGAAGGGCGGCGUGAGGUGAUGACCUUCCGUGUGGUGUCGACGUAUCCCGCUGGAGGGUUCGCUCGUGUGACGGCUGCCACGCGUGUGACGUUGACAGAUCAGAGCGAAGGAGUGAAGGUGGGAGGCAUGGAGGACGAGCGUGCUGCGCUUCGUGAGCUGAUUCUGCUACCGGUUGCCCACCCGCGACUGCGCUCGGAUUUGGGUGUGGAGUUCCCUAAAGGCGUGCUGCUCUGUGGCCCGCCAGGUGUGGGCAAGACUCUGCUUGUCCGAUCGGUGGUGCAUGAGUGCCGUCAAGUGCAAGAUGCGUCUGGUGCGACCUUGGAUCUUAAUCUACAGGUGAUCAACGGAUCUGAGAUUAUGACUAGCGGGCGUGGAGAUGCAGAGCAGGCUCUUCGGUCAACGUUCGAGACGGCUGUGGUUCAUGCUCGUAGUGCACGUCACGCUGCCAGUGUCAUUUUCAUCGAUGAGCUGGACGCCCUCUGCCCAAAGCGCGAGGCUGCUGGAGGAGGCGCCUCGUCAGCCCACAGCCGAAUUGUUGCUCAAUUGCUGACACUGCUGGAUGGUGUGGAAGGCGGUCUAUCGCGCGAGAAUGUCGUCGUUGUCGCUGCCACGAAUCUACCCAAUUCCAUUGACCCAGCUCUGCGACGGCCGGGUCGAUUCGAUCGCGAAAUCUAUGUGGCACCACCUAACACCGCGCUGCGCAAAAAGAUUUUCAAGGUUCAUCUUAGCAGGACGCCCUACGCUCUGAGCAGCGAUUCUCUGGAUGAUGCGGAGGCUCGACGUGAUGUCUUCCUCGAUAGAUUGGCUGCGAAAGCCGUCGGAUACGUUGGUGCCGAUAUCGCUGCUUUGUGUCGCGAGGCUGCAAUGGUGGCUUCAACGCGGCAGCUUGUGGCUCUAUCUCGGGAUCGCGAACUGGAACAGUGGUGGGCAGACUGGAAGCGCCGAGUAGAGCCUCUGAGUGCUCUGCAGAACGCGUCAUCAACCCUAGGCGCUGUGGUUGCUGGUCGUGCUUGGCACGCCAAUCCAACUGCGAUUAUUCCACUGUGGUUUCUGGCUAAGCAAAGCAACCAGCAUGAUAUCGAUAAAACCGCGGAUAGCACGAGCCUACCGCAGUCUGAUCGGGAGUAUUUCGGUUAUCUAUUAGGUAGCGAAGGCAAACGUACCUUUGCCCCUGCGCAUCACGGUGAGCGCGACCAGAAGAAGAUCGAAGCAUUUGAGGUGACCAUGGAGGACUUUGAGCAAGCGAUGCAAACCGUUGUACCGUCAGCUCUUCGAGGUGCCAGCGGAUUUACUAAGGACUUCGAGCGACAAGGCUGGGAUAGCAUUGGCGGUCAGGCUGAGACCAAGUUGGCGUUGCAGCAGGCACUCGAAUGGCCUAUUAAAUUCCCGCAGACGUUUGCUCGACUGGGAGUCAAGCCACCCCGUGGUGUAUUGCUCUACGGCCCACCUGGCUGCAGUAAAAGUUCAAUCGUCCGUGCAGCUGCUCACUCCAGUGGCGCUACGUUCCUGUCGCUGUCUGCAGCCCAAGUGUUUUCGCCGUUCUUCGGUGACGCAGAGGCUGCAGUGCGUCAAGUUUUCCGCGAUGCGCGUGCGGCCCUUCCAGCCAUCAUCUUCUUUGACGAGAUCGAUGUCAUGGUUGCCAAGCGUGAGUUUGAUGGAUCAGGCGGUGGAGAGGGCGGCUCCUCCACUGCCAUGCGCGUGCUGUCAACAAUGCUCAACGAAAUGGACGGCGUUGAGUCAGCCGAAGGGCCCCUGGUCAUCGGUGCAACUAAUCGACCAGAUUGCAUCGACGCAGCACUCAUGCGACCUGGGCGGUUUGAUCGCAUCCAGUUCGUCGAUCUACCCGUUGAACCUGAUCGUGUUGAUAUUCUGCGAAUUCACUCGCGUCCCAUGCAACUUCACAACGACGUCGACUUGUUGGAGCUGGCAAAGCGCACGCCGUUCUUCAGUGGAGCUGAACUCGAGAACCUUUGUCGCGAGGCUGCAUUGCUUGCGUUGCGCGAGUCUCUGGAGGCCGAGAAGGUCUGUAAGCGGCAUUUCGAAGAAGCACUUCGCGGUAUUACUCCAGUGUCAUCCAAGGAGUCCAUGCGCGACUACAUCGAGUUUGCAGAGGCCAUGGGGCACCUGUCAUAG